AUGUCAUCUUUACAGAUGACCCAUGUUGAUUUAGAGCAAGGAAAUCAUCAUCCUCAUCAUCAUCAUCAACAUCAUCCUAGUUCUGUUGUUGGAAGUGAUGUGAGUGGUGAAGGGAGUUUAUGUUUCUCUGAUGCUGAUGAUGGUUCAAGCUAUUCUCGUUUCUAUUCAACAAAUGGUGGUUCCUAUGAUGAUUACUCUUUUGCUUGUGUUUCUGAUGAUCCUGAGCUUGGAGGUGGUGGUGGUGGUGGUGUUCAUGAUUCUGCUAGAGUUUCCUCUGUCACUGAUUGUUCUGUUGAAAUUAGAAUUGGGGUUCCUGAGAUUAAGGUGCAUUUGGCUAAAGUUGAGAAAGAUUGUAGGAUUUGUCAUAUGGGUUUGGAAAGUGAGAGUCAUGAAUCUGGUCCUCCUAUUGAAUUGGGCUGUUCUUGUAAAGAGGAUUUAGCUGCUGCUCACAAAAACUGUGCUGAAGCUUGGUUCAAGAUUAAGGGAAAUAGAACCUGUGAAAUUUGUCAUUCGGUUGCACGGAAUGUUUAUAGUGCAAACGAGGAUUCAACAGAGCAUGUCAUUGACAGUACCAAUACAACCGCAUCUUCCACGCUCUCAACAGCCGCUCCUACACCAGAAACUCAAAGAUUUUGGCACGGCCACCGCUUCUUGAAUUUUCUCCUUGCUUGUAUGGUUUUCGCAUUCGUGAUAUCAUGGCUUUUCCACUUCAAUAUGCCAUCAUCUUAG
This is a messenger RNA of Lathyrus sativus (Indian pea), 729 nucleotides long. The record is from the annotation of a GenBank genome assembly. NCBI's taxonomy places the organism in Eukaryota, Viridiplantae, Streptophyta, Magnoliopsida, Fabales, Fabaceae.